ACUUUCAGAGCUGGGAAGGCGGUCUCACUGAGCAGUGAGCAGGCUUCCCAUUUCAUUCCAGAGACUGGGGGAUUACUGUGGACACAGAGAUCUCCGUCUGCAACUCCAGAGGCUGCAGGAGCAGAGCAGAAGAGGGUGGAUGGGCCGAAUUGCCUCCUGCUGCUGACCUAUCUCCGGACUGACUGUGUUUCCUGUCCAGGUGUUGGAGAGCUGUUUGGAAUGGAGACCGGCGAUGCAAUCUCCCUCCUUGAACUCACUCCCUCGGGUUCCCUCACCCUCAACCUGAAGGCGAUACAGGUGCUGUCUGCCAUUACCCAGCCUGUCCUGGUGGUGGCGAUAUCGGGGCCCCCGAACACUGGCAAAUCCUACCUCAUGAACAGACUGGUCAACCGCACCAAAGGAUUCCCACUGAGAUCCGGAAAGAUGCUUCCCGGCUGGAGAACGUGGAUGUGGUGUCUCCCUCACCCUGAAAGAGCCAAUGAGUAUCUGGUUAUCCUGGACAUCGACGGAUUGGAAGGAGAGAGAAAUGAAAACACAAAACCCCAGAUAUUUGCUCUGGCUUAUGUCCUCAGCAACAUCUUCAUCUACAACAGCAAAGGGACCGUUGACCAGGAGGCUCUGGACAAACUGAACUACAUCACCAAGCUCCCCAGGUACGUUCAGGAAGGAGCUGUUGACAGUCACAGGGAGAUUUGUCCGGAGUUUCUGUGGUGUGUGCGGGACUCGGAGCUGGAACUUUGGAUGGAUGGCUUCAGGCUGGUUGCAGAUGACUACCUGAACGCCGUUCUCCUCCCGGGCCAAGGUCCCGAUGGUGUCUCCUCGGUCAGCCGCUUCCUGACGGAGAGAUUCGGCCACAGGAAGUGCUUGGAGUUCAGCCGCCCGUGUCCCGAGGCCGGUGCCCUGAGGUUGGACCAGGUCCUGGAGGGGGAGCUGGCCCGGGAUUUCCAGCUGCAGACGGAGAGGCUGAGGGGACACGUGCUGGGGGUGAGGCCGGAGAGGGGCCCAGGGGGCAGCGUGGUCAGUGGGCAGGCGUUGGCGAGGAUGGUGGAACACUGCGUGAGCCGUCUGUGCCAGGGUCAGCUCAUCGUCCUGGAGGAUCUCUACGAUGCCACGCGGCAUUCGGUGCCAACCGUGCCCCAAGGGGCAGCGACAGACAGGACCAUGCCACAGCCAACCAAGACAGUAAGGAUUGGUGUCCCGUGGAACAUGGAGAGACCCGUGUGUCUGAUUGAGAACAGCUCGGCUGGUGAACUCUCGGUUAACCGUGAGGCUGUGGAUCAGAUCCUGUCCACCAUCAGCCAGCCCGUGGUGGUGGUAGCUAUCGCUGGGCUAUACCGGACGGGCAAAUCCUAUCUCAUGAACAAACUCGCUGGCAAACAGAAAGGAUUCUCGUUGGGAUCCACCAUCCAGUCCCACACGAAGGGGAUCUGGAUGAUGUGUGUGCCUCACCCAGUCCGGCCCGAUCACUGCCUCAUCCUAUUGGACACUGAAGGCCUGGGAGAUGUGGAGAAGGGCGAUCCGACCAACGAUUCCUGGAUUUUUGCUCUCGCUGUGCUCCUGAGCAGUAUGUUGGUCUAUAACAGCAUGGGCACCAUCGACCAGUACGCAAUGGACAAGCUCCAUUAUGUCACCGAACUGACCGAGCUGAUCAAAGUGAAAGCGACAGGAGGGGAGGACGAGUCCACGGAGUUUGCUCGUUUCUUCCCAGCCUUUGUCUGGUCCGUGCGGGAUUUCACCCUGGAUUUGACCUUGGAGGGCAGGAAGGUGACGGAGGAUGGGUACCUGGAGAAUGCUCUCAAACUGAAACACGGCGCCAGUCCCAAUGUCCAGAAAUAUAACCUGCCGAGGGAGUGCAUCAGGAAUUACUUCCCCACGCGCAAGUGUUUUGUCUUCGACAGACCUGCUGAUAAAGACACCAUGAGGAACAUGGAGGAGGUUCCAGACUCCUGUCUAGAUGCUGCGUUUGUGAAUCAGGCCCAGAGAUUUGUUCAGUACGUUUACAGAACGGCACAGACCAAGACCCUGAAAGGAGGGUAUCCAGUGACUGGGCAGAUGCUGGGAGCCCUGGUGCUGACCUACGUGGACUCUAUCCGGAGUGGACACCUGCCUUGCCUUGAGAGUGCGGUGCACACACUGGCCGAUAUUGAGAACACAGCUGCAAUCCAAGAGGCAGCGCAGGCCUACGGGAAAUGGAUGGGGGAGAGGGUGACCCUCCCCACAGAGACGGUGAAGGAACUCUCGGAGAUCCAUAACCAGGUUCACCCUGAGGCUCUGCAGCUCUUCAUGAGGCGCUGUUUCAAGGAUGAAGGCCAGAGAUACCAACAGGAGUUUACGAAAGAAGUGGCUGCCAUUUACGCCGACAUUUCUGAGAAGAACAGGGAAUUGUCCACGGAUAUCUCCAACAGGAUCAUCCUGGAUCUGGGAGCUGGCAUCCAGGAGAAGAUCCGAAUCGGAUCUUACACGAAGCCAGGGGGAUACUCGGAGUAUGAGAAGGACAUGGCAGAGCUCGUGAGGAAAUACCGAGCGAAACCACGGAAAGGAGUCCAGGCUCAGCAAGUUCUUCAGGACUUCCUGGCAACGAAGCAGCAGCUCUCGGACUCCAUCCGACAGGCUGACCAGACCAUGACCACCUCACAGAAGGAGAUCCAAGCUGCAAGGGAGAGGGCAGAAGUGGCAGAACAGCAGCAGAGAGCGAAGGAAGAGGAGAAACGUGCAGCUGAGCAACGCCUGGUGGAUGAGAGGAGGGCGGCCGAGGUGAAUUUGGAUCAGCUGAAAGAGAAAGCCAAGCAGGAGCAGGCCCGACUGGUCCAGGAACACGAGAGGCUCCUGACCCAGAGGCUGCAGGAGCAGGACAAGCUGAUGAAGGAAGGGUUCCAGGGCCGGGCAGACGCUCUGCAGCGAGAGAUCGACGCUUUGAAAGUGGAGAAGAAACAGGCAGCAUCCCCUUCCUUGGUGGAUGUGGUGAUCGACACGUCCAUUCUCGCAGCUCCCGGAUUUUUCAAAGUUAUCCCAAUCGCUGCCAAAGUGGGCAAGUUUCUGUGGGACAAGUUCUGGCAGCCAAUGCAGGCCGUCUAUCCUGAUGAAGGGCAAAUGCCUGAAACGUGGAUUCUCCUGCCCCUGGGAUGCUGCCUGACUGACUGUGCUUUUCCAGCACCACCCUCUCGACAGUCACUCCUCCCAAUAUCAUGGAAAUUCCACUUUAGACAUCGAACCAGUCUGACUCAAGGUUGGGACAGACUCGAACCUCACCCCAUGAAUGCAGGGUCUGAGCUGAGGUGGGACCUUCUGUUAUAAAACCUUAUCUUGAGAUUGUGAGUGAAACAAACUCCUGGGAUUGACAUAUUAAAGAACUGAAAUCAGCAGAGCCAUUCGAAAACCUGACAGACUUCAUCUGGUUUUGUUCAAUGGACCGUUUCAGCUGCGUGACACUGUCAUCUUUUGCUGGGAGCUCUGUGUUUUGUGAUUCUGUUCCACAACCACCUGAUGAAGGGGCGUCGCUCCGAAAGUGAGUGAUUCCAGAGAAACCUGUUGGACGAGAACCUGGGGUUGGGGGAUUUUUAGUGUUGUCCCCCCCCAGUCCCACACCGGCCCCUCCACGUCAUGGUUUAGAAACUGCUGUCUCUCUCUCUCUCUGUUUUAGAAGCUGCGCUCGCUCUCUCUCUCUCUCUUUCUCUCGGUUUGGGAAUGUUUCGGAGUGUCAGUUGGGACAAUGAUGGUUUAGUUGCUCCUGGUUUUCUCACUGAUUGGGAUCGAGUUCUGUUUUGGGAAUAGAAGGUCCAUUGUGUUGAAUCCACAACCUGCUCGGAGUUUCCUGGGAACCGGGGUAUAGCGGACAGGGUCACUCUGGAGACCUGGUCAUUCCAAACGGAUCCUGCUUCACUGUGGAAUCUUUGAACUGUGUUGGUUCCACCUCAGCCUCACC
Molecule: messenger RNA, 3922 nt
Organism: Hemiscyllium ocellatum (epaulette shark)
Lineage: Eukaryota; Metazoa; Chordata; Chondrichthyes; Orectolobiformes; Hemiscylliidae
Product: guanylate-binding protein 1-like
Exons: 17
Coding region: 220-3294 (1024 amino acids)
Molecular function (GO): GTPase activity; GTP binding
Source: RefSeq, a predicted model, not a curated record